AUGAAGCUAUUAUCCAUAAAAUUGAUAUUGUUAGUUAGUUCAGUUUCAUCGUGGGUGUUAGUGUUGUAUCUUGUUGUUCUUGUUGUUGCUUCUACAGUGUCAACUUCGUCAUUAGAUCUGAAGGGAUUUCAGGUUGAAGAAGUGUCGAAGACGAACUCAGUUGCUGCACAAGGGAUUGUGCACUUGCAAUCAAGAUUCUUGAUUGCUGUUGGUAAUUCAUUACUAUUUGCUGUAAAGAUGGAAAUGUUUAGAGAAGGAGGAUCAACCUCGAGACCUCCGAUGUUGGAAGGAGCCAACUAUCCAUACUGGAAGACCAAGAUGCGUGCUUUCUUGAGAGCUAUAGAUGAAAGAUUGAAGGUCAUUGCCAAUUGUGAAAUUGCAAAAGAAGCAUGGGAGAAGCUGAAAAUUAAAAACGACGGAACUGAUGCUGUCAAGAAAUCAAGAUUGCGUGCCUUGGCCAAGGCUUUUGAAAAUCUGACCAUGGAGGAGGAUCAGUCCGUAGCAGAUUUUCAUGCAAAAUUGUGGAAGAAAACCAAGAAACAGAAGGAUGUAGUGAAGGACAAAUCUGAUGCGAGUAUUGCACUUAUUCAUCAAGAAAACAAGAAACCAGUUCUAGAAGAAUUGAAUGGCAUUGCUGACGAAACCGUUGCCUUGGUAACAAGAAACUAUGCGAAAUUCUUGAAAAAGAACUACAGAAGAAAUUUCCCAGCUGAUAAAGAAAAUUCUCUCAAGAAAAACAAAGGUGCUGAGUGCGCUAACACACUCAAAAAGAAGAAGGCCCUUGCAGCAACCUGGAGUGAUAGUGAAGAAGAAAAGAACUCCACUGCCAGUGAAGGAUCAGAUGAGGAUAAGCAGGUACUGGCAUUCAUGGCCCGAAGCCGUCACCCAGUUGAGUCUAAAGAUGAUGCAGUCUCCGCUUCAUCAGAAGCUGAUAGCGUAGGUCGACAAAAUGCUUAUGAAGAAAUGUUUACACAAUGGGAGUACAUGACUAAACAGAUCCGUGGUCUAAAAAGUUCUCUAGAGCAAGUGGAGACUGAAAAAGGAAAGUUAGAGGACACAUUCAAAAACCUCAACAGACUUGUUGAUGAAAAGGAGAAUGAAAUCUAUAAACUCAUUCCUGAUCUAAUUAGAACCAAGCAAGCUCUACAAUUCAUUCCCCCAGGCACAACAGCUAUCAAUCAAACUCUACAGCUUCAGAAGCCUUAUGGUGAUCGAACCUCCUUAGGCUAUAAGAUCCUGUAUAAACAAGGUAAUGACCUGUUUGUUGAGAAUUCACUUCCCUCAAAUGUCGAUUCAACAAAGAAGGAAGAUGAGAGAGGUCACAUUCGUCCCAAGUGCUACAAAUUGCAGAAUUACUUGAAAGCAAUGUUCAAUCGACCAAAUAGUUUCCCUCAACCAAAUAAGUCACAUGGACGCAAACCUUGUCGAGAAUGGAAAAUGAAGUCCAAACCAAAUCCAAGUGUUGGAUUAGUUGCAAAGCUAUCUCUGUCUGCCUUUGUUGAAGGGCAGUGGUAUCUUGACAGUGGAUGUUCUCGUCACAUGACUGGAAAUAAGAAAGUGCUAGUUAACUACAAAGACGAAAAAGGGGAAUCGUGA
Cannabis sativa is the source of this 1596-nucleotide messenger RNA. RefSeq lists its product as uncharacterized. Bases 1 to 1596 code for a protein of 531 amino acids. The record is from RefSeq and is a predicted model, not a curated record. Lineage: Eukaryota; Viridiplantae; Streptophyta; Magnoliopsida; Rosales; Cannabaceae. The transcript is spliced from 8 exons.